GUGCUCUUGGCUUGGCUACUGCGGUUUCAAAAAAUUGGCUGUCGGUUCACGAGAAACCGCCAGUAUGUUGCGUGCGUUUAGACGCUGCGAUGGACACGGUCAAGGCGCCGAAAGCGCUGCUCCAUGAAGAUGCCAUGACCAAGAAGAUGGAGGGCGACGUCCUCGUCCGGCACGGCGACUAUGAGAAGGCGAUCAUUUGCUACAACAAGGCGUGUUUUAUUAGCCCCGACGACUAUACUCUCUACGCGUCGCGCGGGUCGGCGUACGCCAAGCUCUGCGACUUCAAGUCGGCCAUUGGCAACUUUAAGAAGCUGCUCUCGCUCCAAAGCAACCCGCCCCAAGCCAUCAAGGAAGAGAUCGCAGCUGUCUUCAACGCCCAUGGCUACUCGUUUCUUCUCGACAAGGAGUACUCGACGGCGAUCGUCUACUUGACAGAUGCAGUCGCACUCGACGCGCUCCAGGCCAACUACUGGCUCCAUCGGUGCAUGGCGUACUUGGGCCUCACCCUCUGGACAAAGGCGCUCAAGGACAUUGACCACGCAAUAUGCAUUGACGCCAACGACGCCGACAUUCUCGUGCUGCGCGCCAAGCUCCACUGGAAGCUCGGACUCAUUGAUAAAGGCAACACGGAUAUCUCCCGGGCGUUCAAGCUCUGCCCCAACCACCCCGAGGUGCUGGACUUUGAGCGAAAAAUGUGGUACCAGUCCCAGCACUUGCACGACUUGGCGUGCCGCCACAUUUUGGGCCGCGACUUUGCCAAGGCACUCGACUGUCUCAAUUCGUGCAUCAACUUCAAUGCGGAAGACCCCAAAGUGCUCAUUUUGCGCGCAUCGGUCUUUCGAGAGCUCCGAGACUACCGCGCAGCACUCACCGAUGUCGAGCGGGCAUCACGGUCCUUCUUUGGCAAGCAAUUUGGCGACGAGCUUGACGAGCACAUGCGGCACGUCCUGCCAACAGAAGAGCACCCCGAGAUUAGCCGGCAGCGCAACCUCAUCCUCAACGACAUGGCCAUCAUGCACAUUCAGGCUGGUGACUUUGAGGCGGGUCUUACGGCCAUGAACCAGGCGAUCGCGUCGGAGAUUGAAACGUCGUCGCGCUUUGAAGGCAAAGCCAUCGACUACCGGUAUUACAUCAACCGCGGCGACUGCUACCGCGCGCUUGGGAAGCUCCAAGCGGCGCUUGCCGACUACAACACGGCGCGGGAGCUCCAGCCAACCGACACGGAGAUCCACACGCGAAUUGCGAUGAUUCGGUACCACUUUGGGCUCGAGCUCUUCAACCGCGCCGCGUUUGAUAAGGCUGAAAUUGAGUUUUCGUCGGCGAUCCGACACAACCACAAGGUGCCUGCGUUCUUCAUUCGGCGCGGCGACUGCUUUCGGUACAUGGACCAGAGCCAGCUGGCGUACCAAGACUACCUCGUGGCCUCACGCUUGGCACCGGACGACGCCGAGGCCAAGGUCAAAGUAUCGCAAUAUGCGCAGUAUGGCGCAAGCGAAGGGGUCGUCGCGCCACGGCACCAACGCCGCGCACGGGCGCCAACGACCAAGCCGACAAGUGUCGAGCGAGCAUGGCGCGGCGCCGUCCAGAAAGACAAAGCGUACAAGGCCCUCCUCAACCAACGACCCGACCUUGCCUCGCCGUCCAAAGACCGGAUCCAGCCACUGCCGUCCACGACCUUUGAGGAAUAUUGUCGCGAGCUGCGUUCAUAAAGAGUUUUAGAAAUCUUUGUACAAGA
Molecule: messenger RNA, 1735 nt
Organism: Saprolegnia diclina VS20
Lineage: Eukaryota; Oomycota; Saprolegniomycetes; Saprolegniales; Saprolegniaceae
Exons: 8
Coding region: 90-1709 (539 amino acids)
Molecular function (GO): protein binding
Source: RefSeq, a predicted model, not a curated record